Dovyalis caffra is the source of this 1767-nucleotide messenger RNA. The record is from the annotation of a GenBank genome assembly. NCBI's taxonomy places the organism in Eukaryota, Viridiplantae, Streptophyta, Magnoliopsida, Malpighiales, Salicaceae.
AUGGCUGAUUUAUCUGAGCCAUCAUCAUCUUUGAGCUUUACUUCAUCUUCUCAUAUAUCAAAUGGUUCAAUUAGUCACAACAUAUCCAACUCCUCGGGUGCUGAGGCAAUAACUAAUCUUGAGGUGAUUAGUUUGAAUAAGCUUAGCUCCAGUUUGGAGCAGCUAUUAAUUGACUCCACUCGUGAUUAUUGUGAUGCAAAUAUUGUUGUUGAGGGCAUCACUAUUGGUGUUCACCGAUGUAUUUUAGGUGCUAGGAGUAAGUUUUUCCAUGAUUUGUUUAGGAGAGAAAAGGGGUCCUCAGAGAAGGAAGGAAAACCAAAGUAUUGCAUGAGUGAUUUGUUACCUUAUGGAAAGGUUGGAUACGAAGCCUUCCUAAUUUUCUUGAGUUAUUUGUAUACUGGAAAGCUCAAGCCAUCUCCAAUGGAAGUCUCAACAUGUGUUGAUAAUGUAUGUGCUCAUGAUGCGUGUAGACCUGCAAUUAAUUUUGCAGUGGAAUUGAUGUAUGCAUCAUCCAUAUUUCAAGUACCAGAGCUGGUUUCACUUUUCCAGAGACGCCUUCUUAACUUUGUUGGGAAAGCUCUUGUGGAAGAUGUGAUUCCAAUCCUUGUGGUUGCCUUCCAUUGUCAAUCAAGACAGCUUGCCACACAGUGUGCUGAUAGAAUAGCACGGUCUGAUCUUGACAACAUCUCUAUAGAGAAAGAGCUUCCCCAUGAAGUUGCAGAUGAAAUUAAACUUCUCCGCCGCAAGUCUAUUUCUGACGAUGAAAACAACACAGAGGCUGUGGACCCCCUACGUGAAAAGAGAAUUAAGAGGAUACACAUGGCAUUGGACUCAGAUGAUGUUGAACUUGUGAAACUUCUACUGACCGAGUCUGAUGAUAUAACCUUAGAUGAUGCUAAUGCUCUCCAUUAUGCUGCAUCAUACUGUGAUCUCAAGGUUAUGUCUGAGGUGCUUAGCCUUGGCCUUGCUGAUGUCAAUCUUAGAAAUUCACGCGGGUACACAGUUCUCCACAUUGCUGCAAUGCGAAAAGAACCAUCAGUGAUAGUGUCAUUGCUGGCAAAAGGUGCAUCUGCUUUGGACACGACAUCAGAUGGGCAAAGUGCUGUUAGUAUCUGCCGAAGGUUGACAAGGCCAAAAGACUAUCAUGCUAAAACAGAGCAAGGGCAGGAAGCGAACAAAGACAGGUUAUGCAUUGAUAUUUUAGAGAGAGAAAUGAGAAGGAAUCCAAUGGCUGGGAGUGCCUCCAUCACUUCCCAUACAAUGUUUGAUGAUCUACACAUGAAGCUGCUAUACCUGGAGAACAGAGUGGCAUUUGCACGAUUAUUCUUCCCUACUGAAGCUAAGCUAGCAAUGGACAUUGCACAUGCUGCAACAACAUCAGAAUUUGCUGGUCUUGCUGCACCAAAAGGUUCUAGUGGGCAUUUGAGGGAGGUUGACCUAAACGAGACACCAAUAGUGCAGAACAAAAGACUUCGGUCUAGGAUGGAAGCCCUAAUGAAAACUGUUGAAAUGGGCCGACGAUAUUUCCCUAGUUGCUCUGAAGUGCUUGAUAAGUUCAUGGAAGAUGACCUUCCUGAUUUGUUUUACCUCGAGAAGGGCACCCCAGAUGAACAAAGAAUCAAGAGGACACGUUUCAUGGAGCUUAAAGAUGAUGUUCAGAAGGCAUUUAACAAGGACAAGGCUGAGAUUAACCGCUCUGGUUUGUCUUCCUCAUCAUCCUCAACUUCCCUAAAAGAUGGUAUUGGUAACAAGCUCAAGAAAUUAUGA